UACGCACGCACGCACACAAUCCGCGUUCGGUGUGUUGUUUCCACCGGCAGACGGCGUUUGUGAGUGAGGAUCGAUCGAUCGAUUGUCUCGGGUCAUGUCGGCACUUGAAGGCAGGAAAUGAGGCGCGCGCUCCCUCGCUUCUGGCUCGCGGUGCGCAACAGGGAAGUGGAACCCGUUUGGCGCGGCGCGCACAAGUGGUCGGUGCCAAGCAGCUCGUUGGCCCGGAAGGUGGUUUCUCCUCCGCCAAAGCAAUAGUACCGCAGUGACGACGACGGGGCCUUUUUGGGGCCUUUUUUUAUUAGGGGAGGGGGGGGGACAGAAGUGCAGUGGAAGGGAGGGAUGGAGGCAGGAAAUGCUCGCUAGAUGGUUCGGGCUGGCGGAGGACUUGACGCGCACGGGACACCACAGCGGUUUGUUUUUUUCCAUGUGUCAAAUCUACGUUUAGCUGAGGCCCUCUCUGACCAUGGCCCAGUGGACCCAUAUGUCUCAGAUGUUACCGCACCUGACCAAUGAAACUAUCAACAACCUCUAUCCCCCGACCGCCUUCCCCAUUGAAGUCAGACAUUUUUUAGCUCAGUGGAUUGAGGGACAAAGAUGGGACGACUUUGCACUGGAAAAUGUGGAGCAGAAGAACCAAGCUCAGGCUCUCUUGGACCAGACCAUCAGCAUGCUGCAAUCAAUCGCACAGCAGACCACCAACGUGGUGGACAAGAUGAAGCUGAUGCAGUUCAGCAAGAACAUGAACAUUUUCCAGGCGCAGCCUCUGCAGUUUGGAGUGAUGGUCAGGGACAUCCUGAAUCAGGAGAGGGGUUUGCUCGACACGUCUGCUCAGCCACAGUUCCAACCGUUCCCGAAUAUAGAGUCCUCGUUCCCCAACAUGCAGGAUCUGGACUGCCUGGUUCUGAAGGUACUCGAGGUCCAGAACAUCCGACAAAAAAUGCACCAGAUGCAAGAAGAGCUCAACUGGGAGAGGCAGAACUAUGAGAGUUUACAAGGGGCCAUUCAACCAAACGGACUGGACCCCACACUGUCAGAAAGUCAGAAACUCCAGAAUCACAUCCAGCAGCUGGAGUACAAUGUGCAAGCAAUGGCCAAGCGUUUCCAGCUGCUGAAGGAGUGUGUGGACUGCCUUGACCAGUGUCAGACCCGCCUGAUCGGCAGCCUGAAGGCGUGGAGGUGGGGCCAGCACAAGGCCACCAUUGGACUUCCAUUUGACGACAACCUCAACACCCUGCAGACCUGGUGUGAGCAGUUGCUUGGCGUAAAUGGAAAGCUGAGACAGGAGUUGGUGCUGCUCGGGGAACCGAUGCCGGAGCUUCAGGAGCGGCUGGGGAAACUUCUGCAGGUUCUGAUUCAAAGCUCUCUUUUAGUGGACAAGCAGCCCCCGCAGGUCAUUAAGACUCAGUCCAAGUUCUCCACAACCGUGCGAUAUCUUCUGGGGGAAAAAGUUGCUCCUGGGAAGCCUGUGUUGUUGAAGGCGCAAAUCAUUAAUGAAAUUCAGGCCAGGAACCUGGGAGGUGUUCCUAGUGAUAAUGUUGGGGAACUGAUCAACAAUACAGCCAUCCUUGAACAUAACACAUCCAGUAAAAGCACGUGUGCCACCUUCAGGAAUAUGUCCAUCAAGAAGAUCAAGAGAGCAGACAGAAAGGGAUCAGAAUCUGUGACCGAAGAGAAAUUUGCUCUUCUGUUCUCGACGGAGAUCACCAUCACAGGAUGUGACACUCCGUACAGGAUACAGAUGAUCUCACUACCGGUGGUCGUCAUUGUUCAUGGAAGUCAGGACAACAACGCUUUGGCCACCAUCAUCUGGGACUGUGCUUUUUCCGAACCAGACAGAGUCCCAUUUCUGGUGCCGGAGCGCGUGCCGUGGAGGAUGAUGUACAGUACUCUCAACAGUAAAUUUACCUCUGAGGUCAUGACGGAGCACAACCUGGACCAAUACAACCAGCACUUCUUGGCCCAGAAGAUAUUUGAUAAGCCUGACUUUUCGGAUGACUUCAGCAACAUUUUGGUUUCCUGGGCCCAGUUUAAUAAGGAGGUUCUCCCAGGUCGACCCUUCACUUUCUGGCAGUGGUUUGAGGGAGUGAUGGAGCUGACCAAGAAGCACCUGAAGGAGUACUGGAGCGAAGGGUUGAUAUUUGGUUUCAUUGGGAAGCAACAUCUACACCUGAUUCUCAAAGACAGGCCCAACGGGACUUUCUUGCUUCGGUUUAGUGACUCGGAGAUCGGAGGCAUCACAAUUGCAUAUGUGUCCGCUUCUGAGAAUGGAGGACAGAAAAUCCAGAACAUCCAGCCCUUCACUAAGAGAGACCUUGAGAUCCGUUGCCUUGGAGACCGCAUCCGGGACAUCAGCCACAUAACUUACCUGUAUCCAGAUUUUCCAAAACAUGACGUUUUCAAAAAAUACUUCACAGAGCCCCAACCAUCACCCGUCGGGGGUUAUAUCCCUGUGACUCUCCUUACCAAAGUUGGCACGGAGGCUAACUCAGACUCACUUCCAGCUACACUCCUCCCUGGAAGCCCUCACAGUGUUGGUGGCUUCUCUGGGACUGAUGAUGAUAUGGACCUUGAGCAAAUCCUCCAGACUUUCAGUACCUAAGAGAAGAGGAUUUCCCGUUAAAGUUGUAAAGGAGUACAAAGCACUGAAAAGAGACCGGAGCCAAAGUCGUCCGUCUUAUCUUCAUAUGAAAGGAGUGCUAUUGGUUGAACAGACGUUUUCCUUCACUUUCAUCGCUCAUCAACAGAUUUCUCUACUUUUGAGAAAAACAAAUGUGUCUGUGUUUGAAGAGGAAAGCCUAUCUUUUCUUCUAUUGUAUACAACCUUUAUGAUGGCUAAGCAUCAGCUACAGCAUGUCAUACACUCAAUCUCACAAUAACAGUAAACACCUCACAGCCAGUGUUCAUGAGCCUAACCAGUUGUAUAUAUAAUGGGGAUUAGGAAUAUGGAAGGAACUAUAAGCCAUAUAGAUUGACACUUAAAAUAGCAGAUGCCAAAAGUGGUGAUGAUGAUGGCAGUUUGAGCUGCCCAUUUUACAUCUGACUUCUUAGGGUGAAAAUCUUGUAACCUCUGCGGUCAAUUUGCUGAUACCCUAUUGGUGCCAGAAUACCGGGGCUUUCAGGCAUACAUCUAACAGCUCCUCAUUCUUCUUUCAUUAGUACAAUAUUUAAAAGUCAUCGGCUGUCAAAAUGACACUGAGCUUGUUUCGCAGAUGAACUUUUGACUGAUAAUGAUAGUCAGUGUCAAGCUCACUUACGUUAAAGGUUUAAUGCCCUAUAACUGAUUAUUAAUAAAAGUCGACUUGUUUUUGGCAAGUUAAAUGCUUUAAAUGUGAAGCCACAGCGGUAAAAAUGUGUCCAGUUUGAAUUAGCAGUAGCUUAAUACAGAAUGUUUGGAGGAAUGUCCAAAAAAGACCCCCAGUUCCUUUAUUUCAAAUACAUGAAUAUUGCAGUAUUUUGUCAGUGCAUGGGGCAAAGGCACAACUGCCAUUGUGUUAUUACUGCCCUUUGGCAAUAUAGUGUGACUUUUAAUUGGAAGAAAAAUAUUAAUCUUAAGAUUAUUAAGCUACAUUAAAGGCUCAAUUGGGUGUAUUUAAAAAAAAAAUCUUUGUCAGUACUUGUUAAAGCUUGUUGCUCUUUUCUCUUCCUCCUUCAAGUCCAACUCAUAGUCCCAAUGCAACACAAUUAUUGGAAUGUCUGCAGUCUAUGGAGUAAUACAACUAAUAAAUAUAGAGAAAGUAGCCUAAAUGAUCAACAGUAUAUUUCCAUACCUUUAUUCUUACGGAAGUUCUCUAAUGUUACAUUAUUAUUAUUGAUAUAUGGAGUCUCACAUAAUAUGCUAAAGUGCCAGUUGAUAAAGAAAAGGGAUAUAAGUGAAGAUAAUUAGCUUUGUAGUCAAAAGGAACACAUAACAAGGUAAAGGAGGUGCAGUAUCUUUGCCUUGUGGGAGCUCCACAAAUAAUUUUGCCAUUACAUCCACAGCUGCACGUACAUCAAAAUCCAUCUUCCUAAUUAAUCAACUUUGGGUUUCAUGAGAAUCUUUGCACUACCUGCCAUCACUGUUAGUUUUAUGCAUGUAGUAAUAUAUUUGUGGGUUGGAUUCACUAUGCUGCAAGUAUGUUUUAUGUCUUGUACAUUCUCUUGAAUAAAUCACACUCAGGUUACUACUACAAUCAUAUAUCUUUACACUGUGGGGACAAAUAAAAUCUGUUCUUUUUGUAAAAUA
Gasterosteus aculeatus aculeatus (three-spined stickleback) is the source of this 4222-nucleotide messenger RNA. It is a transcript of the gene stat6, whose product is annotated as signal transducer and activator of transcription 6, interleukin-4 induced. The record is from RefSeq and is a predicted model, not a curated record. Gene Ontology annotation, molecular function: DNA binding; DNA-binding transcription factor activity. NCBI's taxonomy places the organism in Eukaryota, Metazoa, Chordata, Actinopteri, Perciformes, Gasterosteidae. Gene Ontology annotation, biological process: regulation of DNA-templated transcription; signal transduction.